This is a messenger RNA of Musa acuminata AAA Group (dessert banana), 1130 nucleotides long. RefSeq names its product NAC domain-containing protein 90-like. The transcript is spliced from 3 exons. The record is from RefSeq and is a predicted model, not a curated record. Gene Ontology annotation, molecular function: DNA binding. Gene Ontology annotation, biological process: regulation of DNA-templated transcription. Lineage: Eukaryota; Viridiplantae; Streptophyta; Magnoliopsida; Zingiberales; Musaceae. Bases 112 to 855 code for a protein of 247 amino acids.
CCAAAUGGAAGCAGACCUUCCUUCCAUUAAUCUUCUGAGCCCCGAAGCUCAAGUUGCAGCCCUGUAGCUAGGUUGAUCCACAAGGAAUCAGCAAAGACGAAAGGGGGAGAGAUGAACACCGUCCCGCCGGGGUUCCGUUUCUACCCGACCGAAGAAGAGUUGAUCGGUUUCUACCUUCAGAACAAGCUCGAGAACCGAAGAGAAGACAUGGAACAGGUCAUCCCUGUGGUUGAUGUCUACUGCCUCGAUCCAUGGCAGCUUCCUCCGUUGUCUGGAGAGCAUUGCAGGCGAGAUGGAGAGCAAUGGUUGUUCUUAUGCCCAAGGCAGGAGAGGGAAGCGCAUGGAGGGCGGCCGACUCGAACCACGCCAUCGGGCUACUGGAAGGCCACCGGAUCCCUGAGCUACGUGUUCUCGUCCACGAACCGAGUCAUGGGUAUGAAGAGGACCAUGGUCUUCUACCAAGGACGAACUCCCACCGGAACCAAGACCAGGUGGAAGAUGAACGAGUACAGAGCACUCGAGGAAGGUGCAACCACCGUUCCGCUAAGCGCAACACAGAAGCUCCGCAGCGAAUUCAGCGUGUGCCGCAUGUAUACCAAGUCAGGCUGCGUGAGAUCAUUUGAUCGACGACCCGCCGCCACCGCCGCCGCCGCUUCUGCUGCAACUGAUGCCCAAAGAAUGCCCGAGGUGCUGCCCUCAGGCAAUGAACCGUCUUCAUCGAAAAGGACCCUAUCUCAUGAAAGCUCUUCAUCCGAUGGCAAUGGCUCUCAGCGCUCCGUGCGACAACGGGGAGAAGACGAUCCGGGGUUGAUCGGCGAGAACGACGACUGCGACCUGUCGCAGGACUGGUUCUGAUCAUGAUGCACAACCAGACCUUAUCCGAGUAUUAAUUUCAUUGUUUAUUGAUUAGUUAAUUCCUUUUGGUUCUUCAUUAUAUGUGUUGGUUAACUUAGGAUAUUAGAUCAGCAGCAUGAGGGGGAAUAAAGAACGAAGAAGAGCAGAAGAUGAGAAGAGCAUCUCUGUGGGGGAGAGGGACCUAACCAUGUCUUGACUAUUGUAUUCUGAUUGACUAGUCGUGGAAAACUUUCUCAUGCCAUUGUUGUCAAUACAACUCAAUUGCAGUUGCCACU